This is a messenger RNA of Danaus chrysippus (African queen), 336 nucleotides long. NCBI's taxonomy places the organism in Eukaryota, Metazoa, Arthropoda, Insecta, Lepidoptera, Nymphalidae. The record is from the annotation of a GenBank genome assembly.
AUGAAGGAAGCGACGACUUUAGUAUGCAGAUUCUGUUGUACUCACAGUACUACGAGGCGGUCGUAUAGCGGAGGCAGCGCGCUCAGGCCGGCGGCGCGACACGAGACGCGCGUGCUUCCCUCGGAGCACGUACAGCGUGCGGCCGGGCACGGGGGCGCCGCGGCCGCGCCGGGGCCCGCCAGCGCCAGCGACACCACGGCCAGCGCCAGCGCCGCAGCCAUGGUUCACCUGGCCGCGCCACACGCGCCGCCCCCACCUGUCUCCGCACGCGUCGACAUGCUCCUCACUGACACCACACCAGCUACUCCUACACGACCCGCCGCGGCCGCUUCUUAA